AUGGCUCCUCAAAUGAAGGGACUAGUCCAGUUCAUUACGGAUAUCCGAAAUGCAAAGGAAGUAGACGAUGAACAAAAACGGAUUCAGACGGAAUUGGUACACAUCCAAAAGCAGUUCCAGCAGAGUAACUUGUCCGGAUAUCACCGUAAGAAAUACAUCUGCAAGUUAUUAUACAUCUAUUUACUGGGUCACCCAUUGGAUUUUGGAUUCAAUGAAGCGAUUGAACUUGCCAAGUCAAUCAAUUAUAGCGAGAAGACUAUUGGUUAUUUAGCACUGGCUGCAUUUAUCAAAGGAAAACAAGGUCGAAAUGGUGAUGAAACAUCAGAUUCUCAAUGGCAAAGCAUUUGUGAAGCACUUGAUAUUGAUUUCAGUUCUCCCAAUGCUGAACAUGUGUGCUUGGCAUUGAGUUCGGUUGUUGAUCUAUGUGAUUAUAGGGAAUCCUUAGUGAAGCGGUACGAGACCCGAGUAUUUGGUGCAAUGGUGUCACCAGAAUUCGACUUUACAGUCAAAAAGAAGGCCGCUUUAACUAUGUAUAAGUUUGUCAGAGUAGAUUCGGAUGCCGUUUCUAGACAUCCUGAAAUCAUAUCACGAGCCGUUCCAUUGAUCAAUUCUGAAAGUCUCAGUUUGGUGUUGGGAGCGAUUCCAUUGUUAGAAGUAUGCACCCGUUUAGACUAUAAGGCUUGCGAGCCAUGCAUUACGCUUGCCAUUAAUAAGUUGUACGAGUUGAUUGUGGAGAAAAAAUGUCCCGAGGGCUAUCACUUCCACGGAACGGCGGCUCCAUGGGUAGUAGUGAAGCUUUUCCGACUAUUGGAGGCAUUGGUACCCGAUGCAUCCUCGUCGAAGGAUAUUCUUGAUAAACCAAAUAUGAAUCGGCUCGACGAGAUUUUGAAAGUAGCUGUUUCUUCAUCCAUAGAGUGCUCUUCAGAUCCCGAUAGCUCCGUCGAAGCACGAAAUGUAUCCGGUUCCGUGCUAUUUGGUGCGUUGUCCCUCAGCGCACACAUCAUUAUAGAGGAGGAGCAAGAGGUUGUAGCUGCGGACUCCCUAUGUGUUCUUUUGAAGUCACCCGAUAUUAACACUCGAUAUUUAUCACUUGGUACGUUGCUUCAGAUAGCUGCAAGAAACGACAAGUCCAGUGUUGCAGCAAUAUAUAAACAUUUCAGUCUGGUUUCACUUCUUCUCAGAGAUAGAGAUGUUUCUAUUCGACGCAGAGCUCUUGAUCUCGUAUACAUGGUUUGUAACUCGAACAAUAUAGAGAAGAUUUGUUCGGAAUUGCUCAAAUAUCUUGCGAUUGCCGAGUUUUCUAUGAAAUCUGAAGUAGCUGUGAAGGUGGCUAUAUUAGCAGAGAAUUUUGCUACAGAUGCCACUUGGUUUGUGGUUACCAUUGCUAAACUAUUGGCAUUAGCUGGAAAUUAUGUGGAGGACGAUGUUUGGUGCCGCAUGGCUCAGAUCAUCGUCAAUAAUGAUCAGAUACAACCUACUGCUUGUCGGACCAUGGUGAGAUACUUAAAAGGAGGUCAAUAUCCAGAAUCUAUGCUUAGGUUGGGAUCAUUUGUUCUCAGCGAGUUUGGACAAUUGAUAGAGGAUGUUACCCCGUUGACGGAGCAAUUCAGCUUACUCUAUGUACGAUAUCCACAAUCGUCCGUUCUUACCAGAGCAAUGCUUCUCUCUGCAUUUUUUAAAUACUAUUUCAAAUGUGAGAAAUUGCGUCCACAAUUGAAGAAAGUGUUUGAAGAGGAGACCAAUUCGUUCAGCUCCGAAAUCCAACAAAGGGCUCUUGAAUAUCUUGCCUUAGUAGAGAUGAACGACCCAGCAGUUUUAAAAUUGAUAGUUGUUGAUAUGCCACCAUUUGCUUCCAAGGUAUCUCCAUUGAUUUCGAGAUUGGGCACAGUUGAAGCGUUGAAACAAACUUUCAAAUUGGCGGAACCGACAGAAAGGAACCCGGAGUUAGAAGAACAGGAGACGCCGGUCUUUGAGAAGCUCCUAGCCACAUCUGAAGCCAAAUUGAUUGAUUUAGAUAGUGGUAGAAUUGGCACCACGAUAGCCACUGGUAUGGCUGCGGUGUCUCGGCCGGCACCUCCUCCUCCACGGAAUAAAAGAAGAGCUACCGUCAACUCAUUAUCAGAUACGGGUACACUCAGUGCCACGUCUACAGGAUCCAACGACAAUAGCAGAAGGAGCUCGGUUUCGCUGCUUCACUACCAUGAACCUGUACUAUCACCAACCUGGAAGGAAGGUUAUUACAGACUAUGUAGGUUUGAUCAAGGUAUAUUCUUUGAAAACUCGUUGAUCCGAAUUGUCUACAGAUUGAAAAGAGAUCGCAGUACUUUGCACAUAAGUCUCAACUACACAAACAAAUCACCUUCAACGAUUACAGGAUUGACGGGGAAGGUUAUUCUUCCAAAGCAGAUUGGCUCGGAAUAUGUGGUGAAUGUGGUGAAGCAUCCGGACAGUACCAUACCCGAAAAGUCUAGAACAAAUCAAUUGUUAGACGUGAUGAUUAGAUCGAUGUAUAGGGAUGCAUCUGUUCCUAUAAUUCAUAUCAGCUUUAUGUCAGGAGGUCUUAGUAACAUAAAGUUGAAGCUUCCUAUUAUUCUAUUUAAAGGAAUGUGCCGAGGAGCACCUUUAUCAAAGGAGGUGUUCCUCAAUAGAUGGACUCAAAUAGUACAGACUUUAGGAAGCAAAGGAGAAGCUCAGCGGAUGAUCAAAUUAACUAAACCUACAACUACUGUGGCUCUAGGCAGGCUGAUCACGUUGAUUGGAUUUGAUAACUUGCCUCAAGUGGAUGCUAAUCCUUAUAAUAUUGCUGCUGCAGGUAUCUUGAAUGCGAAGACGCAAAAUUUCGGUUGCUUGAUGAGACUUGAAUUGAGUCCAAAUGACAAUACCUUAGUCGGACUCACUAUAAGGUGCACCACUGAAGGGCUUUCAGAUAUAUUUGCGGAGAGUUUAUCAGACGUUCUAACCAAUGAAUGA
This is a messenger RNA of Brettanomyces nanus, 2970 nucleotides long. RefSeq lists its product as uncharacterized. The record is from RefSeq and is a predicted model, not a curated record. The transcript has a single exon. Gene Ontology annotation, molecular function: clathrin-cargo adaptor activity. The coding region runs from base 1 to 2970 and encodes 989 amino acids. Gene Ontology annotation, cellular component: membrane coat; AP-2 adaptor complex. Lineage: Eukaryota; Fungi; Ascomycota; Pichiomycetes; Pichiales; Pichiaceae. Gene Ontology annotation, biological process: clathrin-dependent endocytosis; intracellular protein transport.